Molecule: messenger RNA, 2486 nt
Organism: Dromiciops gliroides (monito del monte)
Lineage: Eukaryota; Metazoa; Chordata; Mammalia; Microbiotheria; Microbiotheriidae
Gene: NEK5
Product: NIMA related kinase 5
Exons: 22
Biological process (GO): protein phosphorylation
Molecular function (GO): ATP binding; protein kinase activity
Source: RefSeq, a predicted model, not a curated record
AUGGAGAAAUAUGAUGUAAUUAAAAUGAUUGGGGAAGGAGCCUUUGGGAAGGCGUUCUUGGCCAAAGCAAAGGCAGACAACCAGCAGUGUGUUAUAAAGGAAAUCAAUUUAACAAAGAUGCCUCAAAGAGAGAAAGAAGCUUCAAAGAAAGAAGUCAUUCUUUUGGCAAAGAUGAAGCAUCCAAAUAUUAUUUUAUUAUUUUCCAGUUACAAGGAGAUGAAUAAAUUAUACAUUGUGAUGGAAUAUUAUGAUGGAGGAGAUCUUAUGAAGAGAAUCAAUAGGCAACAUGGAGUGCUCUUUGAUGAGGAUCAGAUUCUGGGUUGGUUUGUACAGAUCUCUCUGGGAUUGAAACAUAUUCACGAUAGGAAGAUCUUACACAGAGACAUAAAAACACAGAACAUUUUUCUUAGCAAUAAUGAUAUGGUUGCAAAGCUUGGGGAUUUUGGCAUAGCAAGAGUAUUGAACAAUACAAUGGAACUUGCUCGGACUUGUGUUGGGACACCUUACUAUCUGUCUCCAGAGAUCUGUCAGAAUAAGCCCUACAACAACAAAACGUGAGAUAUUUGGUCUCUUGGCUGUGUCUUAUAUGAGCUGUGCACAUUAAGGCAUCCUUUUGAAGGUACCAAUUUACACCAGCUGGUGCUCAAGAUUUGUCAAGCACGUUUUGACCCCAUCUCUCCAAAGUUUUCUUCUGACCUUCAGACUCUACUAACUCAGCUUUUUAAAAUACCUCCUCGAAAUCGCCCAUCAAUUAAUUCCAUCCUGAAAAAGCCUUUCUUGGAGAAGCUCAUUGCCAAAUAUUUGACUCCUGCGGUAAUGCAGGAAGAAUUCAGUCAUACACUAAUCCAUAGAAAGAGACCACCAGCAGCAAGACCUGUAACUAACCUAGCCCAAGGUCCAAUAAUGCAGAAAAAGAGAUUCCAGGGAAAUCAUCCACCAAAAUCUAAGAUUCUUAUGCCUCCUAAGAGACAGGAGUUGCUACCUCGAAAAGAACGGAUACCUCUUAGAGCUCAGAAGCCAAUACUGAAAAAGGUGGUAGGAAGACCAGAUGUUGCUCCAGGUUGCAGACUUUAUGGCCAUUUUUAUGCUCAACUGGACAUCUUACAGAAGAGAGCUUAUGACCCAAGGUAUCAGUAUGUUUCUGAAAUCAACAGAAGAGUUGAUAGAUAUUAUAGACAGAAAGAAGGCUAUGCUUCUCCUCCAGCUCAAUGGCCUGCUGAGUACCUUCAGAGAAGACUGGAAGCUCAACAGUAUAAGCUGAAAGUAGAAAAACAAUUGGGUCUUCGUCCAUCUUCGGCUGAGCCAAAUAACCAAUUUCAAGUGCAGGAAAGAAAAGGAGAACAUCCCAAAUUCCAGGAUCUACGGUCUAAGAAGAAUGAAAUUAAGCAAGAGGAAUAUCGAAAACAGUUGGAGGAAAUACGACAGCAGUACCACAAUGACAUGAAAGCUAUUAGAAGGAAGGUUGGAAGAGGACUUGAGGAGGAUUCAAAUAUAAAUCACAAGACUUAUUUUGUGAAGCAUAAAAAGACAUAUACUCACCAGGAUGAACCUGAGGGAACAGGAGAACCAGCACAGGACAUUGAAAGAAAAUUGGAACAAAUUAGGCUACAGAGCAAACAGGAAAGAAAAAUGCUAGAACAGAAAUAUAAGGUUAAGGGAGGAGUGAAGUUUGAAAUAAAUCUAAAUGAAUGUAUUACUGAUGAAAACACCAGGCAAGGGGAGGAGGAAAGAGAUGCACUGAAUGAAACUUUGACUUUUGAGGAUGGUAUGAAGCUUAAGGAAAAGCAGCUUAUAAAUGAAUAUGAAGAUGAUACAAACCAAGCUUUUCAAAAAAUAUGUUGUCCAGAAGCAGCUGCUGACAAGCAGGACAUCACUACUGGAGAAAAGAGGAAGCACUGGAUUGCUCGAGCUCCUCAGACGCUGCUGCGUAUGAUAGAGGAAGCCGAAAUCACAUCAGCUUGCUCUGCCACCGCUGGAGAUGGCCAGGUUAUUAUAACUGAAGACGCUUCAGAAAAUAGGAAACAGUGGAAACAGGAAUCACCAGGGACCCUAAUGAAUAUGUUAGCAGCAGCAGAACUGGCCAACGACUCCUUUUCUGCAAAUGAACAAGAAUUUGAAACUUUGAAGAAUCCGAAGAUGAGUUGAGAAAUGAGGUAAUGGAAUCUCUAGAAAAACUUGCAAUUUCCAAAGGGGAAGAAGAGGAAGAAGAGAUACCAGAUCAUCAUAAGGAUGAAGAAAAGUCGGAGGGAGACUGUGUGAGUGACCAGACAUCAGGGACACCAAAUCAACAUUUAGAGGUUGAGACCCUUGUUCCAUGUAAUGCCAAGAUUUGUGUUGUAGAUAAAGGGCAGGCAGGAACAAUUAACCCAAGUGUAUAAGUGGAUUACAGUAUCAUUUCUGAAAUAAUAUUCUGCUAUCUGAUUUGAAAUGCAUGUCACAGACAUUAUUUUUGCUUCAUUAGCUCUCUAAUGAAAAGGGAGUGUGGG